CGUUAGUUCGGCUGCUCCGCUCGCUCGAUCGGUGGUAAACGCAUUACCGCUGAUAACCGCGUCCGUCCGAUGGCGACCCAAUGGCGACACAAGCCCGCACAACGGUUCGACCCAGUCGGCCGGCUAGCCUUAGUGCGGGCAGUCUAUCUACACCGUUUCUCGUGCCGCAGCCUCGGUGGUGCUGCCGCGAUCGUUCGUUCGCUGUGGGAGGAGGGAAUUGGACGCGAUCACCCCGCGACCGUGUGGUGGCCGUACCGCCCGGCACGGCACUAAUCGAUUGAGCGCUCGCGAGCGCACGAGAACGGACCGGUGUGGUGGUGGUGCUCAGGGAACCCGCGCGGCAGUAGCAGUACAUCGGCCGUACCUACAUCAACCAUCAUCGCGGUGUGGCUUCAACUGUUGUACCUCUGGCAGGUGGUUGCGAUCGUGAAUUCGGGAAUUCACUCACAAAAAUAGUGAAAAAUCAACCACCACAGUUGCUCACUUCCGGAUGCGUUCGCUCGUUGGUGGAAGAUUUGAUACGAUCGGUGUUUGUGUAAUGUGUGAGUGUGUUUGCUGUUAUUGUACAGUUUUUUUUGUUGGUUUGCUUACUUGUGUAUUAGUGCAGGCGCGUUAGAGGUCUCUUCCCACAUCGGUCCCUAUCAGUCCGUCCGCCCUGCAAACGCAUUAGGGUGCGCGAUCAGUUGCUAAUCAUCGUACAGCCGAAGGAUCUAUCUCAUCCGUAUACACCCCCCCCCUUCCCAGCCCUCUCCGUACAUCCAAUGCAUGCAUGUGGCGGUGGCGACGGUGGCAGCACGCCCCAUGGACAGAGUAGACCUGGACUAUGAGUUGUUUGGCACGCGCUCAGUGAGUGUUCCUACCGCGGUCGCACAUCACAACAACAGUGACCGACCGGAGGGUGGUGGUGGUGGUGGUGUGUAGCAUUAUUUAUUGGUGGCAGAUCAAAACCAUGUCCGGGUCCGGGGGGAGGGGACAAUCGAGCAUACAUUGCUUGCCGAAGCCUCGGUACAGUGGUGUGCCCGUGUGAACUGCGACAUUGACUCUGCGGGUUGCGUUUGUGUGUUCGCGGUGAGUGUGUGAGGUUGUGUCGUGUUGGGGCUAGGAUUGUGAAGGUGCUGUUUUGGAGCACUCACGAGUGUGUCUCUACAAGAAGUCGGCAGGAGUUAUCUGGCCGACGAAUCUCUCCGAACUCCGAGGGCACCACACAAAAGAGGCAACCUGAGACGGUCGAUGCCGUUGGGGGAGGAACGUUAGUGGCACACAGUGGUUGGGGCAGGGCAGCGAUUUGUGAGCACGGGAAGAAUCUCGUAAUAGACUGUGAACUACUCUUAGCGCGUUCAGUUAUCAUUCUAAGGAAAGAAUGCCAUACAAAAGUGUCCGCCUGGUGGUUAACGAAACACGUGCACUACUGACAGCAGGACCGAUCGUGCUAGAUGGAUUAGCUUAGCACCGAGCAACCCUUCGAUACAGUUAGCCGCAAGCCGCAAGUCCGGUUUGCCAGCCUGCCAGCCAGAACAAUGCCCAACACAAUGGCCGCCCACAUCAACCAGCGCAUCGAGGACCAUCGGAAUUUGGCCGACUGGUCGUACUAUGCGAACGAAACGGCCGGCGAGGAGUACUACGAGAUGCCGAUCGAUAUGCGCUUCAACUCCGGUCACAUCCUAUCGAUCAUGGUGUACACUACACUGAUGGUGUUUUCGGCCACGGGCAACCUUACGGUGCUCAGCAUACUGGCCCAGCGGAAGGUGCGCGCCUCGUCGCGGAUCAAUAUCAUGUUGGCGCAUCUAGCGAUUGCAGAUCUGCUGGUCACCUUUCUGAUGAUGCCACUGGAGAUUGGGUGGGCGUACACGGUUAGAUGGACGGCCGGUGACUUGAUGUGUCGCGUGAUGGCGUUCUUCCGCACCUUCGGGCUGUAUCUGUCCAGCUUCAUUCUGAUCUGCAUAUCGGUGGACCGAUACUUUGCUGUGCUGAAACCGCUGAAAGUGCACGAACAUCGGGCCGUGCUGAUGAUAGCAGCGGCCUGGAUAAUGUCCGGACUGUGCAGUUUACCUCAGGCGUUUAUCUUUCACCUGGAAGGACAUCCAAACAUUACGGGAUACCAGCAGUGCGUAACGUACCACUACUUUGAGGAGGAAAUCUACCAGAUCAUCUACAACGUGCUGGUAAUGUGCCUGAUGUACACCUUCCCGCUGAUUGUGAUCCUCUACUGCUACGGGUCUAUCUACUACGAAAUAUUUAGUCGUACCAAUCCACGCAAUUUAGAGAGCUUUCGCCGCUCGUCGAUAGAUGUGCUUGGGCGAGCGAAGCGAAAGACGCUACGGAUGACCAUAAUGAUCGUGAUCGUGUUCGUCGUCUGCUGGACGCCCUACUACGUCAUGUCACUAUGGUACUGGCUCGACAAGGAGUCGGCCAAAAAUGUGGACCAACGAAUACAGAAGGGACUGUUUCUGUUCGCCAGCACGAACAGCUGCAUGAACCCGGUGGUGUACGGUGUCUUUAACGUGCGCAAGAAACACACUAAAAAACUACUAAAGACGACACACGAGAAAAGCUGCGGCAGUCAUCUGACGAUGAGGGUGUAGGAGCAUUAGUAGCAUGGAGUGAAGUCUGUUUCGUGUUAUUGUUGAGGGAGAGAAUGUAGGAUGUUUGCUCCAUUUUAUAGCAUAAGAUAGUGUUACAACUUACAAUUACACUACUCACGGUCUGAAAUACUCUGUAUGUAGCGGCUAUGUACGCAAUAAAUCCACGAUUCGGUGGACGUAUCCAUGAAAUGGAAGGAUCACAAAUGCUGUAUAGAAGUUUUGUUUCAUCCUCCAUCGCUGUGCGAAGGAAGAUCACACGCUUUAUUGGUUCGCAUUAGUGCCUAUUACGUACUGAAUAGUGUCUUACUGACAUAGAACUGAGGUAGCGACAACAAGGGAAUA
This is a messenger RNA of Anopheles merus, 2924 nucleotides long. It is a transcript of the gene AkhR, whose product is annotated as gonadotropin-releasing hormone II receptor. The transcript has 7 exons. Gene Ontology annotation, cellular component: membrane. Lineage: Eukaryota; Metazoa; Arthropoda; Insecta; Diptera; Culicidae. The coding region runs from base 1518 to 2582 and encodes 354 amino acids. The record is from RefSeq and is a predicted model, not a curated record. Gene Ontology annotation, biological process: G protein-coupled receptor signaling pathway. Gene Ontology annotation, molecular function: vasopressin receptor activity; adipokinetic hormone receptor activity; peptide binding.